Messenger RNA from Saccostrea cuccullata (small rock oyster), 1264 nucleotides. Its product is annotated as alpha-2A adrenergic receptor-like. Gene Ontology annotation, biological process: G protein-coupled receptor signaling pathway. Gene Ontology annotation, molecular function: G protein-coupled receptor activity. The transcript has a single exon. Bases 6 to 1196 code for a protein of 396 amino acids. NCBI's taxonomy places the organism in Eukaryota, Metazoa, Mollusca, Bivalvia, Ostreida, Ostreidae. The record is from RefSeq and is a predicted model, not a curated record. Gene Ontology annotation, cellular component: membrane.
CAAUCAUGAAUUAUACAGCAGAAGAUGUAAAUGCUGAUGUUACAAAAACUCUUUAUUUCAACACAGGGAUAUUAUUUAUGUAUCUUUUUCUGGGAUUAUUUGGGAAUUCAGUCGUUUUGUACGUUUACACACGUAGGAUGAAACGAACUGAAGAAAAGUAUUUCAUCCCAAUGCUGGCGAUUGCCGAUAUUUUUGCAUGUCUUUCUGGCAUUUCACUUGCCGUUGUUUCGAAUUUCCACAGAGCAUAUUAUACUUUAGAUACUUUCUGUAGAGUGGGGUAUUUUCUUACUUGGUCGACCACAACUGUGUCUGGAAUUAUCAUUCUUCUUAUUGCACUCAAUCGCCAUCUUAUGAUAUGCCGCCCAACUGGACCCCAGCUUACUCUGACUAGGAAAAGAAGAGCUCUCAUCGUGGUAGUAAUAUUUUCCAUCGUGACCUCAUUACCUAUGCUUCAUUUCUUAGGAGAAAGACACUACCCGCUUGUGUACAAAGGACAACUUGUGAAUACUACUUUGUGUACCUUGCGCUUUACCGAUGGAGCUAUGCAUAAAUUACAACUUGGUUAUUUCGCUUUUGAAAUUUUUGUGGCUUUGCUGAAUAUGAUUAUUACAUGUGCAUUGUAUAUACCAGUUGGUGUCAAAAUAUAUCGAAGAUCUAAAAAUUUAGGUCUGAUAGCAAAACCUCAAACACAAAUGCCUGACAUUUCGACUGUUCAAAACGAUGUACUUAAAGCCGAGGAUCAAGGAAAACUUCACGUAGAAAUGAAUGAAAUUGACGAGUCGGUAUUUUCAACAACCGUAUCAACAGUUCUGAGUUCAACAGAGAACGAUGUACCAUGCGGACGAUACAAAUUCACCUCGAAAGAGGAUUCUAAACGGGAUAUUAGAGACACGUCCAUAAACAGGAAGAAGAAGGCGACACAUAAACAAGCGAGGAACAACUUUACAAUGAUGUUUGCCACCAUCAUCAUCUUCUAUAUCUUAUCAUAUCUCCCCUCUCUUGUUAUUAUGAUACUCCCUGGAAGUAAUCCAGCAGAAUUCUGGUUCUCCAAGAGUUCCGUGGAGCUCAACUUUCUUGUCUUUCUACAGAGAGCCUUCUUACUUAAUAACAUUGUCAAUCCAUUUAUUUACAGUUACUUUGAUUUAACCUUUAGAAAGGAAGUCAAAAAGAUGUUAUGCUGUUUAAUUUGUUUCUAAAUGUUCUCUGAGAAUAUUUUUACGUCUUAAAUAUGGCUUAUGUAUUUUGUUCUAAUUGUUAAUUUUUA